Caenorhabditis sp. 36 PRJEB53466 is the source of this 603-nucleotide messenger RNA. The record is from the annotation of a GenBank genome assembly. NCBI's taxonomy places the organism in Eukaryota, Metazoa, Nematoda, Chromadorea, Rhabditida, Rhabditidae.
AUGUCUCUUGCUCGUCAAAACUAUCACGAUGAGGUGGAGGCGGCGGUGAACAAGCAGGUAGUAGUAGCUCUCCUCGUCCCCCAAUCACACACAAAUGGUUCAGAUCAACAUCGAGUUGUACGCCUCGUACGUCUACCUCUCCAUGCACGCCUACUUUGACCGUGACGACGUGGCGCUCGCCAACAUUGCCGCAUUCUUCAAGGAGCAGUCGGAGGAGGAGCGCGGCCACGCCACCGAGCUCAUGCGCAUUCAGAAUGUGCGCGGCGGGCGCGUCGUGCUGCACAACGUGCAGAAGCCCGAGAAGAACGAGUGGGGCAGUGUGCUGGAGGCGUUCGAGGCCGCGUUGGCACUCGAAAAGUUCAACAACGAGGCACUGCUCAAGUUGCACGCCGUCGCCGAGCAGAAGAACGAUCCACAGCUCACGAAUUUCAUCGAGGGAAAGUAUCUGGAGGAGCAGGUUUGGUUCCUGUAGGCUGGUGGAAAGUUACGAUUCCGAUUUAGGUCCAUUCGAUCAACGAAUUCGCUCGCCACGUGGCCAACAUCAAGAGAGCCGGACCCGGACUCGGCGAGUACCUUUUCGACAAAGAACAAUUCUCCGAUUAA